Messenger RNA from Serpula lacrymans var. lacrymans S7.9, 1345 nucleotides. RefSeq lists its product as uncharacterized. Lineage: Eukaryota; Fungi; Basidiomycota; Agaricomycetes; Boletales; Serpulaceae. The transcript has 7 exons. The record is from RefSeq and is a predicted model, not a curated record. The coding region runs from base 39 to 1157 and encodes 372 amino acids.
GCGAAGCUUCUGCAACUUUCGCUCAAUCCUUGAAUGAUAUGGCAGGCCAGAUCUCCAGGCAGUACCUGGAGAUACAAGUGGGGGUGGAAGACGUCCGCAGACGCGUGAACAAAGUCUUGAAAGUCUUGAUGACUCAUUCAAAUAAAUCAUCUCAAGAACCCGAUAAUCAAGAACCGUUCGUCACCGUUCCGGUUCCUCUGCAAAUAAGCCUUUCACCUUCUGCAGACCAAACAGCAGAAACACCCUCACUUGAACGGCCCACCGAAGGCAAAUCGAUCAAUCACUUUUGGGGCCUAAUCUAUCGAGUGAACGAUCUCUUGGACCGGAUAGAGGAAGGCUUUAACAAACUGCAAAAUGGCUGGGAUAAAGUCAAUCUUGAACUUGAAGCUGUGGGUAUUACUGGAGUGGACCAAUCCCAUAAUGCCGAGGCCAACCAACUUUGGUCCUCGUACGUCAAACAGACACUGAUGGUCAAACAAUUGUACUCGGCAGUCGAAAUUCCGGAGCAUACUACAAGGCAAAAUCUCCAGGCCUACGUAGCUACAUCUGCAGAAGGACAAGACACAGAUGCCAGUGUCCAAGACGUCUCAGUAAAUCUCAGCGACAUGGCUCAACACGUUGCCAAAGUUCUUGAAUCUCCUUCAUUAAGUUUGCUGUUGUUAAUGUCUCGAAAUCCCAACAACGUGUUACUUCGGAGUUUCACUCGAAGUCUUGCCCUUUGCACCGCACAAAACCCACUGGAUAAGCUCCCAAAGACAUAUCAAACUGUGAUACCGUUGGCUAAAACCACUAAAGAGAAGUGUCAUGAUACCCUCGCAAAUUUUAGGGUGAUGCGCACGCAGGUUAAGGCCAUCGCCGGAGCUAGCAAUUUAUUCCAGGGCAUUCAAGAGAACAAUCCCGUUGCUUCGAUACCUGGAAUCCCUUCCCAUUUUCAAGAUUUGUAUUACUCGAUUUAUCAACUGGCAAGUUGGUGGACCGAACUGGACAUGCAGGCAGGAUGUCUCUUGGCGGAGCUAGGAAACAACCAAACCUCUUUGCGCCUUCGCAGCACCAUCCGAUAUUGGACAAAACUGAAGGACGAUAGCGUAAACUAUCAAGAGCUGCCAGCGCAGCAUGGAAGUCUCGCCUAUUUGAGGAAUCAUAUCUGUUGCUGUUGAUAGAGCUGAGUAUGUUUAGGUUAUGUUUGUGAUUUCAUCCCCUUCAGCCACAUUUGCACCUGUCUACAUUUACACCGCGUUGUCUGUAGUGUCUUCAAACCUGUAGACCCUGAUAUGAUUUCUUCUUAUCAAGUUGGUUCACAAUUGUUUCUCAGCCAUAUGCGUCUAAUAACACAACAUUUGCUGUC